Messenger RNA from Spodoptera litura, 1789 nucleotides. RefSeq lists its product as uncharacterized. Lineage: Eukaryota; Metazoa; Arthropoda; Insecta; Lepidoptera; Noctuidae. Gene Ontology annotation, cellular component: membrane. The record is from RefSeq and is a predicted model, not a curated record. Gene Ontology annotation, molecular function: G protein-coupled receptor activity. Gene Ontology annotation, biological process: G protein-coupled receptor signaling pathway.
AGCAGUAAGGUGACGUCACCAAAUAGAAUGGAGCAACGCAAGUUUGACGGCCCAGCAUGGAACGGUUAGGGUGAAGUGAGAGUGAGACAGAGAGACCCAAACCCCAUGGAGGUGAACGGGACGGAAGCGCGGGCCGAGGAGGCGGCAGUGACGCUCGCGCUUAGCGUUGCCGUCACCGUCAUCUCCGCCAUUGGACUGCUGCUCAACGCCUAUAUAUUGUUCAUCAUAGUUAUUACUAAACAGCCGGCAUCAGCGUCGUCAGUACUACUGGUGCACCUGGGUGCGGUGGGUGCGCUAGCGAGCGGUGCAGCGCUGUGCGGGGGCGGGGGUGCCUGCGUCUGUAGCGCUCUACUCCAUGCGCUGCAUCCGCUGCAGCUAUGGACUGUGUGUGGCCUACAUGCUGACCGAGCUGCCGCCAUUGCUGCACCGCUGCAUUAUGCUGCUAUCGUGUCCGCCAAGAAGGUAUUAAUUUGCGUGGCAAGCGGAUGGGUAGCAACGGCAGCUUUACUAGCUCCACUGGCAGCAGCGCAGCCACCCCUGGCGUAUAGCGCUGGGCUCGGUAACUGCGCGCCAGAUUGUGGAGCUGGACCAGCUGCACUUGGUUUCUGCAUCGUGUACGCGUCGCUCACGUUGAUCCUGCCUGCUGCUCUCGUCCUCCUCUGCAGCCUAAAGAUCCUCCGCAUUGCACGCUACCAUCGACACAGGAUCGCAGCGGCCAUAUAUGAAGUGACCCUAUCAGCACAAGUGACAGUGACACACCAAAGAAAUCCAUUCUCCCCUCCACCGCCACCACGCAGGAGAGCACUAUCGGCAGUACUUCAGCCCCUAGGUUCACUUGCCAUAUUAUACUUUCCUUAUUACUGCGUGUUGAUAUGGCCAGCAGUGGCGGUGCCUCCACAGCCACUAGCUGCUCUAUCUGCUGCUCUUUUAGCAGCUGCACCACCAGUUAAUGGUAUCUUAUACGGUAUAAGGAGUCGAGCACUGCGUGAUUCACUUCGUAAUUAUAGGAGAAAACGAAUGACAAAAAGCGAAGUGACACAAGAGAUACAGGCGAGGACUCCCAGUGCAUGUGGAUCUAGACGACCCUCGUUAUCUGCUGGCUCAGGCUGUAUACGACCCCCGACUACUAGGAGAUUAUCGGACGCAGCUGCGAUGGGUUCGAGAGGCUCAGAACGACCAGCACAACGUGCAGCAUCUUGCAAUAUGCUGCAAGACUCGCAGGAGGAGGAAGUAGUGCCACGACCUCGGACGUCGGCUAUCCCUAUAAUCCGAGCUCCUCCACACGUGGUCCUUGGUCGAGCUCUAGGUCUUGAGGAGAUGGGUGGUACGCGCGAUCGACGACGUCGCCAAUCGCCACGUAUCACGGUGACGCGUGCUAUGUCAGAUGAGAGUGAGUCGCCGACGCGGCGGCCGCUGUGUCGGCAGCAGUCGCGGUCGAGCGGGGCUCUGUUGGGUGGCGUGCCAUACUCGCCCGCCAUCUCGGAGCACGUGCACUUGGACAGCCACGCCGAUGAGCAGCUGCUGCUGACCUGGCCACAGAAUGGCACUCACGAGAAACACGACGCUUUAUAAAACGGGUAUUACGCUUAGAGUAGUCGCUGAUGUAUGUGUAUAAAUAUAAAGACAAUAAGUAAAUGUGUGUGCGGUUCGAAGUCGAGUUGCUUCGGUGUUUUGAGAUGUUGUUAUUUUUUAAUCGCUUCGUCCACCCGUCUCUCGACCUCCCCGGACGGUGACCAAAUAUUAUAUGAAGUUUCCUAUAACUAUUUACAACUGUAUCGUAGGCGUACGA